Molecule: messenger RNA, 1968 nt
Organism: Aspergillus wentii DTO 134E9
Lineage: Eukaryota; Fungi; Ascomycota; Eurotiomycetes; Eurotiales; Aspergillaceae
Exons: 2
Coding region: 227-1738 (503 amino acids)
Molecular function (GO): iduronate-2-sulfatase activity
Source: RefSeq, a predicted model, not a curated record
CGACAUCGUCGAUGGUGUUGAUGUGAUCCAUGCCGCGGAAUCACGCAACUGCAGAUAUUAAAUAUUAUUCCUCUCCUCCACCCCGACAGCCGAUCAAUACUAAACCGACACCCGUCUGCGACAACCGACUCGAAUUGGAUAUAUUCGCCCCCUCAGCAUAAGAAAAUGGACUCUAUACACUUAUUUCCAACGAGAAGAAAGCCCAGGCAAUUAAAAUAUCAAGAAAAUGGUCUCCGACAGUAUCAAGCAACCCAAUCUGGUCAUUUUCAUGCCAGAUCAACUCCGCUACGACAGUCUAGGAUACACAGCACCAGACAAAUCCUUCCUCAAAACCCCCCAUAUUGACGCCUUCUCGAAUAGAGGCACCCUAUUCACCAAUUGCUUCGUCCAGGCCUCAGUCUGCUCUCAGUCCCGUUGCAGUAUGUUCACCGGGACCUACCCCCAUGUCAGCGGCCACCGCAGUCUCGACAACCUGAUCAAGCCAUGGGAACCGAAUGUUCUCCGCAGUCUCAAGGAAAACGGAUACCAUGUUGCCUGUCUGGCUCCGCGAGGAGAUACAUUUGCGCCUACCGUGACGGAGAUGAGUGUCACUGAGUACGGAUUUCUAGAGACUCCGGAAUACGUGCCCCAGUUCGCAGGGCAAAAGGGUGAAAAGGACGAGAGUAUCUGGGGGAGACUGUUCUACAAAGGUCUCCGAAACCCAAAUGAAGCUAUGGACUAUGAUGACGCAGUUGUUCGAUCUGCGUUGCGCUGGUUGGAGUGUCCUCCCGACGAUAAGCCGUGGGUAUUGUUCAUGCCAUUGAUCUUCCCUCACUGCCCAUUCCAAGUCGAGGAACCUUAUUUCUCCAUGUAUAAGCGGGAAGAAAUGCCAGAGAUCAUCUCUGAUCCGGCCAAGAAAACCGGCCAUGAACCACGUUACAUGGCUACGAUCCGGGAACAAUACGGUACUGCGCGUGCCACGCCUGAGAUAUGGCGAGAACUCAAAGCCACCUACUACGGGAUGAUCUCACGAUUAGACGACCAAUUCGGACGAGUGGUAGCUAAACUGGAGGAACGAAAUCUGUGGAAAGAGACAGUAACCUUCUUCUUCACUGAUCAUGGUGAGUAUCUGGGGGACCACGGCCUGAUUGAGAAGUGGCCAGCGGGCUUAUCAGAUUCCCUCGUCCACGAGCCACUGAUUAUUGCUGGUGGUGGACUACCCGAGGGUCAGCUAUACAACGGUAUGGCAGAAAUGGUCGAUCUAGUUCCCACCAUUUUGGAUCUGUGCGGUAUCCCAGAGCAUUUCCCUCAUAAUGGCCAGUCUCUCGUACCUGUCAUCAAAGACACACAAGCAAAACAUAAAGAAUAUGCUUUUUCUGAGGGAGGAUUCCUCACUAGCGAAGAACCCCUACUCGAACAAGCACCAUAUCCGUAUGACAUCAAGUCUGGAUUACAACACGACGACACAACCCUAGUGGGCAAAGCGAUCAGCAUCCGAAACAAAGAAUGGACAUAUAUCUAUCGGUUGUAUGAGCCAGCAGAGCUCUACAAUCGACAGAAUGACCCCGAAGAACUGCACAAUCUCGCAGCGGAGCCAAAGUACGUCCCUAUAUCGAGGAUGCUGGAGGCGGAGGUGCUGAGAUGGCUGGUUGAGUCGUCUGAUUUCUUGCCCUGGGAGAAGGAUCCUAGGUUUCCGGAUGUUGAUCUCAAGUCUCCGCGGGAACAGAUGGAGGAACGAUUGGCAAGGAGGGGGGCUUGAUGGUCUAGAGUGGCAGUAGUGCAUUUUCAGAUAUCUGGAUGGUCUUGUCAUUUUCCAAUUAUCACGGCCUAGAUACAGGAGAAUUGAAAGCGCAUUGUCCACCAAGCCUCAACCACCCCUCCAUCUGUUUAUAUGGAGACUUGAGAUCAACCUCUGGGAGGCAUACAUGGAUUCUCCUUCUAUUCCAAACAAAUUCCAGUUGUGGAAGCAUUCCACCGCUACUCCAGACA